CCGAGAUAGCUCACGUUAUCAUAAAAACCGCCCCGAACGUUUGUCGUCACGACUCAGAGCAUCAAUGAAGGCCAUUAGCGGAUAGGCACCGCAGCAAAACACUACUCGGGCAUGAUUGCUAUCAUGCAAGUUGUCAGCUGAUGUACCAAGCCAGUUAAGUGUUGCCGUACUUCAUCAUGACAUUGACACAGAUACACAGCCUCUUUCCAGCGUCUGCCUCAAGAGUCUCACGCCUGAACAUAUUUCAGUGGAGGGAAGGACAGUUAUAGAGUGCGGUUUCUAACUCCCCUCCCCAAAGCUAGCGCCCGUCGAGAGCCGACUGCUUUGCUAUGGGAAAUGUCCGUCUCAUAUCUGUAGAUCUUGCGACCAUUUGCAUAGAAAGUUUUUUCUAUGGCAUCUUCUUCACUCUCUCUGCAGUUUCCUUCUAUCUCUUGUUUCGACGCCAGAAAGAUCUGGGAGCAUAUGGAGGCCAAAAACAGCCGCAUUCCACAUCGAAGAGGUCAAUCCGGAUCUUUUUGGCCGCCACCGUAAUUAUAUUCCUCUCCAACACUGUGCAUUGGAUUAUGGCCAUCACACGGCUGUUUAAAGCCUUUGUAUACUACAAAGGCGGCAGUGCACCAUCGGACUUUUACGCCGAUGUGUCGCAACCAACAGAAGUCGUUCAAAGUGCCGCACUUGUCUUUACAGUCAUGACCAACGACGCUAUGAUUAUAUACCGCCUUUGGUACGUGUGGGCGUUCAACAAGGGGAUAGUCAUAUUUCCCCUCUGCACACUUGUCGGCUUAACUUUAUGCGGUUUUGGAUCUAUUUACCAGAUGACGAAGACCCGUCUUGGCGAAGACAUCUUCAUCACUGCUGUGGGCCGCUGGCUGACUAGUAGUUCGGUAUUAACACUCUGCACGAACGUAUAUUGCACAACUAUGAUCGCAUGGCGUAUUUGGAGAAUCAACUCGGCCGUCUCAGGCAACAGACGUGGCAGUCUGACGUCUCUCAUGGCUAUAAUUGUCGAAAGCGCCGCACUCUACACAAUAUGGACCAUCUUCUUCAUGGUCACCUACCUGGCUCGAUCCAACUUGCAGUUCGUGACCAACGAAACGUGGGCCUUCGUCGCCGGCAUAUCCUUCAUGCUCAUCAACGUGCGCGUUGGCAUGGGAUGGGCGCAGAACGGCACGACCACAACUUCGACAUUUGGAGUCACUUUCGGCACGUCAGCCAGUGGCAAUCAACCGUUCGCGAUGAGGCCUCUGGCGGUCACUGUCACGUCCACUGUGCACAGAGAUCACGACUUUGAUAAUGCUCCCAUCAAGUCGUUCUCUCAUGAAUCUUCCACCUUCGUGUCGGAUGCUUGACCACGCAAUUUUACUACUAUGCACGAUGCCACCAUUCUUCUGUUUCGCGCGAAUUUCGAUGCUUGACCUAUGAACAGGCUGCUGACCGCCUCACAUCUAGCCGAACUAUUUUAUGACAUCAUGGGCUUUGUACCGGCCAAUAAAAUAAAUCAAAGCAUACCGCACAAAUGAAAGUGCUGUACAUGCGACAACAGUAUAUAACACGAGAGGCUGAUACUACUAGUAGUAGUAGUAAAUCGUCCUUGUUGAACGUGACUCAUAAUACGGGGUUGC
Messenger RNA from Laetiporus sulphureus 93-53, 1622 nucleotides. RefSeq lists its product as uncharacterized. The transcript is spliced from 9 exons. The coding region runs from base 330 to 1349 and encodes 339 amino acids. The record is from RefSeq and is a predicted model, not a curated record. NCBI's taxonomy places the organism in Eukaryota, Fungi, Basidiomycota, Agaricomycetes, Polyporales, Laetiporaceae.